AAAAACUUUUUCAAAAAACCGGUAACCGUCAACAAUACAAAAACCUUUUAUUGUGUUUUGCAUUACUUUUUAACCGAAUAAUUUGUUUUAAUUAUUGAUUUUAAAGCGCGUCAAUUUUAUUACUUAACAAUAAAGUUGACGUGACAGUUAAAUUAAACAGAAACUGUAUUCAAAAACAAUGUCUCAACAGCAAACAAAAAACUGUAUCACAUUGCGAGGCUCAGCGCAAAUACUUUGUGAAUAUUUAAAAUUUGCCAUAAACUCAGUAUUAUUUCAAAGAGGCUUGUACCCACCUGAAACUUUCAAAGCCGAGCAACAGUAUGGAAUAACUCUCCUUCUUUCAGAAGACCCUCUUAUAAAGGAUUUCUUAACAAAUUUACUGACACAAAGUGAAGAAUGGAUUGUCAACAAGAAAGUGGACAAAUUGUCCUUAAUAAUAUUAAAUGUCGCCACCAAAGAGGUUUUAGAGUGUUGGGAUUUCAAGGUUCAGUAUGAAGACGGUGAUGUUGCCUUAUCCAAAGAAAAGAAUGAGACAGUCAGUAGCAAAGACUUAAAGAAGAUAAAACAGGAAAUUCGCGAUGUUAUGCUACAAAUUGCCGCAACUAUUUCUUACCUACCAUUCCUUGACUGUCGAUGCUCGUUUGAUGUCUUAGUGCAUGCCAAACCUGACUGUGAUAUUCCUGAGAAGUGGGCGGAAGCCAAGCCAGUGGAAAUCACAAAUGCUCAAAAUGUACAGUUAAAAUCGUUCUCUACUAGCUUAAACAAAAUGGAAACUAUUGUUAGUUAUAAGCUUACUGAUUAGGAGUUGUAUACCUCAGUUGUUUCUAAUAAAAAGUAGAAACUUUGGUUGUUGAUGUAAUGUUGUUAAAUAAUAUUUAUUCAUUUAAAUUGAUAAAACCCACAUAUUAAGUAUAACUUAACGCUUUGAUUUUUGUUGUUCUAUAAGAACAUGUUCUGUUCCCAUAGCCUAUCGUAUUUAAACAGUUUUACACCUAAUUAUACAAAUUAUUCAAUAAUUUUAUUGAUAGUGAGUAACUGAUAGUACAAAUUACACUUGUGGGUUUUUAUUCUAAUAUCAUACAAUAACUUUACCAUUUUGUGUUGAAACAAGUGUUUAUUAUAGAAUUUUAAUUAACAGUGAAUGGGUUCAGUAACUAUAAAUAGAUUUUUGUAUAAAAAGGGAACAUGUAUCAGAAAAACUGCAGUCCAGUUUGUCGUUUUAUUUAUGUUUUCCAAAUUUGACAAGGCUCAAAUGCGUUGUAUGUGAAUGUCUUGUCUUGUAAAUAAUGGAAUAUAGACUCAUAAGUAAUUGUUUUGGUUAAGCUUGCAGUUAUAAUAUAAGACGCAGAUCAAUACUUUGUGAUCACAAUCUUAUCGAGGCUCAAUGUUGCGCAGAUAACAUUACUAUUGUUUUAUAGCAGCUAUGGUCUUACAAGGUAAAGUGUAACUUACUUAAUUUAGCUUUGACCUAGGUUCAAUAAAUAUUGUUGUUGCCUUUUCAAAUCAACAAUUAAUUAAGUAAAGGUAUCACAAAAACUAUGUGCCCUGUAGAGGCAUGCAAUUAUUUAAAUACAGUUUGUAAUAUAAUUGUAUAGUAAUAAAUGCAUGAACAGAG
Molecule: messenger RNA, 1615 nt
Organism: Pieris napi
Lineage: Eukaryota; Metazoa; Arthropoda; Insecta; Lepidoptera; Pieridae
Gene: mad2
Product: mitotic spindle assembly checkpoint protein MAD2A
Exons: 3
Coding region: 179-802 (207 amino acids)
Biological process (GO): mitotic spindle assembly checkpoint signaling
Cellular component (GO): cytoplasm; nucleoplasm; kinetochore
Source: RefSeq, a predicted model, not a curated record